Molecule: messenger RNA, 543 nt
Organism: Mizuhopecten yessoensis (Yesso scallop)
Lineage: Eukaryota; Metazoa; Mollusca; Bivalvia; Pectinida; Pectinidae
Product: sialate O-acetylesterase-like
Exons: 3
Biological process (GO): carbohydrate metabolic process
Molecular function (GO): sialate O-acetylesterase activity
Source: RefSeq, a predicted model, not a curated record
GGCCGUUCAAUAUGGUGGACUUGAACGCAAUACUGUUCAUUGUGUGUCUGAGCCUAUGCAUAACGUCAUGCGAAUCAACGUUUACGUUUGCCUCUUCAUACUCUGACCACGUGGUGUUACAGAAGGGAACACGUGGUACAAUUGUAUGGGGCAAAUCUUCGAAGCUUGGCGAUACCGUUCAUGUUUCAUUAAAUGGUCAUGAGGUUGCUCAUAGUAACGUUACUCAUGAUGCAUACGGCGGGCUGAUUUGGAUGGUGAAGGUAGUUAUGACGUCACAUCAUUAUGGGCCAUAUAACCUGACCGCAAGGUCAAGUCUAGGGGCGAUAACUCUCCAUGACGUUAUGUUUGGUGAUGUGUGGCUGUGCUCUGGCCAAAGCAACAUGGAAUUUACUCUAAGUAAGCUUAUCAACGACACUUCUGAAUACGCGGACGCCUCGAACUACCAAGAUAUACGAGUGUUCAAGGCAAACCAUUACCAUUCUUCAUCAAGUCUGGGGGAUUUUCAUCCACAUACCAUCGCAAGCUGGGCAAAACCUUCAAGAU